This is a messenger RNA of Ceratitis capitata (Mediterranean fruit fly), 707 nucleotides long. RefSeq names its product NADH dehydrogenase [ubiquinone] 1 alpha subcomplex subunit 6 (gene ND-B14). The record is from RefSeq and is a predicted model, not a curated record. The transcript is spliced from 3 exons. The coding region runs from base 98 to 472 and encodes 124 amino acids. Gene Ontology annotation, biological process: response to oxidative stress. NCBI's taxonomy places the organism in Eukaryota, Metazoa, Arthropoda, Insecta, Diptera, Tephritidae.
UAUCAAGUUGUCGCUGUCAAUUUUCUCAUUGUUGUUUCUUUAGAAUCGAACGAAAUUUUCUUGUGUUUUGCAAAAAAAAUUUAGCUAAAAACAAGACAUGGCCGGACGUGAAGCCGUAAGAAAAGCUGUGCAGCAAGUGCGUCCCAUCUUAUCGGUAGAUCGUGAAGAAGCACGUAAACGUGCACUUAAUCUUUACAAAGCUUGGUAUCGGCAAAUUCCCUACAUUGUUAUGGACUAUGACAUACCUAAAACGGUGGAACAAUGUCGUGCUAAGCUACGUGAAGAAUUUGAGAAGCAUCGUAAUGUGUCUGAUGUGCGUGUGAUUGAUAUGCUGGUCAUAAAGGGUCAAAUGGAAUUGAAGGAGAGCGUAGAAAUCUGGAAGCAAAAGGGUCACAUAAUGCGUUACUGGAAGGAGAGUCAAGAACCAAAACCAACAGAUUUCUUGUCGAAGUUUAUACAAGGCGUUAAUUAAAUAAUUGUUUUAAAUGUAUAAAAAAUUUAAAGUUAUAUUGCUAUCAUUUUACAUAAAACCAGCAAAUAAAUAAAUUAACAAGAUGAAAAUUAAUUAAUCACUUAUAUAAUUUAUUGAGAAUUUUCAGAAAUGUAACAAAAAAAACAAAAAUUUAUUUCUAUUAAUUAAAAAAACACAAUAUUUGUACAUUGGUAUGUACGAAUUUAUAAAGCCAAAUAAACGAAGUACACCGCAA